This is a messenger RNA of Heterobasidion irregulare TC 32-1, 2687 nucleotides long. RefSeq lists its product as uncharacterized. Gene Ontology annotation, biological process: activation of GTPase activity. The transcript is spliced from 12 exons. The record is from RefSeq and is a predicted model, not a curated record. The coding region runs from base 1 to 2502 and encodes 833 amino acids. NCBI's taxonomy places the organism in Eukaryota, Fungi, Basidiomycota, Agaricomycetes, Russulales, Bondarzewiaceae. Gene Ontology annotation, molecular function: GTPase activator activity.
AUGCACGAUCCACCGCCGCCGUCGUCCGCCGUCGUCCCCGAGGACGACGCAAAGUACCGGCUCAUAUACGCAAAGUCAAAGGUGUACGUAAACCCCACCGCCUAUGCCCGCGACAACAUCCCUGGCUUCGCCGCCAUCGUCAGGAAGGAGGCCUUCUCCUCCUCCUACCUGCUCGCAUGGAUCCCCGAGAAUCUCCUCACAGAGAAGGGCCCCGGCGAAUGGGACAAGUUCAUAAAGACAGAGGAGCGCCCCGUCGACGAGGAUGACGACGACGACGGCAUGUUUCAUUCGGACGCCGUCCUCAUCGACAUGCCCACCUCGCGCGCAGAAUCCUACGCGUUCUCCGUCCCCCUUAGCUCCAUCUACUCCCUCAUCGUCCAGCAGCCGUCCCUCUCCUCCUGGUACGGCUCCAUCGCCAUCAACCUCACCAGCGGUGCCACCCUCCCGACCCUCCACUUCCACGACGACGAGUCCCGCUCCUUCACUCUCCCGCCCAAGUCUCCGCCCCCUACGUCCCCCGCCUCUACCUCGUACCCCCCGCCCCCCUCUUACGCCGCCCAAGUCGCCACCGGCCCCCCCAUCACCUCCUGGGGCGGCGAAGACCUCCUCGCCCGCAUCCGCUCCUACGCCCACCUCCUCCGCUCCAACCUCCAGCCGACCCUCUUCCUCGUCGAUCCCUCAAAGGCAGACAUCGAGGCCCACUCCACCCACCUCUUCUCCGACGACGCCGUCGACGACAUCCUCGCCCGCUCCUCCUACGCCAACUCCCACUCUCCCGUCCCCUCCCACCGCCGCCCCCGCCCGCUCUCCUCCUCCUCUUCCUCCUCCCCCUCCUCUCCGAACCCCUAUUCUCAGUACUCCUCCAUUCUCCACCGCUCCCUCCCGCCCCCCUUCUCCUCCACCUCCCCGCCCUCCUCCCAAGCCCGCACCGCCCUCCUCCAGUCCUUCGCCAACAUCACCCGCGCCACCCGCCACGCCGCCCAGAACAUCCUCUCCCACCCGCUCGCCCGCCCCAUCGUCCCGCACCUCCCCGACCCCGUCAAGAGUCUCGUCAGCGCCCGCGGCGACCUCGAGUGGGGCAGCUGGGUCGAGAAGGGCGGCGUCGGCGAGUUCGAGAGCGCCCGCGUCUACCUCGCCCGCUGGGCCCGCAUCGUUGCCGAAGAAGGUGAGCGCGCCCGCCGCCGCGAGGCCCAGGCCGUGCCCGUGUCCGCGUCCGCCCCCGACGCCCCGCUCGCGGAGGAGACGUCCGAGCUCGGCAUCUUCGAGCUGCUGCAGUCCACCGCGAACCUGCCCACGCCCAAGGCGUCGCGCGACCCGCGGCACCCCGUCGACGCGGCGACGUGGGCGGAGUGGUUCGGCGCGGACGGCCGGCCGCGCAUCGGGCGGGAGGAGAUGCGGCGCGAGGUGUUCCGCCGCGGGGUGAGCGACAAGGGGGGCGUGCGCCGGCGGGUGUGGCCGUUCGUGCUGGACGUGCACACGUGGGACACGACGGAGGAGGAGCGCCAGCAGGCGUGGGAGGAGAAAAUGCGGCAGUACCACGACAUCAAGGACGAGUGGUUCGGCAACUCGGACGUGUUUGACCGGCCAGACGUGCUCGAGGAGCGCCACCGCAUCGACGUCGACUGCCGGCGCACCGACCGCUCGCAGCCGCUGUUCACCUCGACCCCGGGCACCCCCGCCGCUAGCGGCGACGCGGACGCGGACGAAAAGGCGCGCCAUCGGCGCUUCUCGACGAUCGCGCCGAGCACGACCGAGGUCGGCGCGCAGUCCCCGAGCAACGAGCACAUCGAGCGGCUCGCGGGCAUCCUGCUCACGUACAACUUCUACGAGAAGGAGCUCGGCUACGUACAGGGCAUGUCGGACCUGUGUGCGCCGAUCUACGUCGCCAUGGGCUCGGACGAGCCCAGCACGUUCUGGUGCUUCGUGGCGGUCAUGAACCGGAUGAAGCAGAAUUUCUUGCGCGACCAGAGCGGCAUGAAGAAGCAGCUGUCGACGCUGCAGCAGCUCAUCGAGGUCAUGGACCCGGAGCUCUUCCGGCACCUGGAGAAAACCGACGGGCUGAACCUGUUCUUCUGCUUCCGGUGGGUCCUCAUCGCGUUCAAGCGCGAGUUUCCGUUCGACGACGUCCUCCGCCUGUGGGAGGUGCUCUGGACGGACUACUACACAAAGUCCUUCGUCCUGUUCGUCGCGCUCGCGGUGCUCGAGUCGCACCGCGAAGUCAUCAUCCGCUAUCUCGUCGAGUUUGACGAGAUCCUGAAGUAUUGCAACGAGCUGAGCAUGACCAUCGAGCUCGACACCACGCUCGCCCAAGCCGAGGUCCUCUUCCUCUCGUUUUCUCAGCUGGUAGCAGACAUGGACCGUCGACGCGUCGAAGCGUCGAUUAGCUCCAAUGCCGAGGGCUUGCGACACCGCACGCACUCCCAGUCCGCGGAGACGCCCACGGCGAAUGUCCCGAUCCCUAAAUUGAGCGCCGAGCUGCGAGAGCUGUUGGACACGAGGUAGGCAUAGAACGAAACGAGGCGAUAGAGGCAAUUCGGACUCGAUACGCAUACAACUCACACUACACAUCUCGCAUUGCUUUUCUGCUGUAUACGAUACACGACCCCACAUGAUCGCAUCCAUGUAUUUCUGUGUAGUUUUCUUGAUACACACCAAGCGCCGUGGCUCGCCACGGUCCAUUAGAUCAG